Cryphonectria parasitica EP155 is the source of this 1062-nucleotide messenger RNA. RefSeq lists its product as uncharacterized. Bases 1 to 1062 code for a protein of 353 amino acids. The transcript has 2 exons. The record is from RefSeq and is a predicted model, not a curated record. NCBI's taxonomy places the organism in Eukaryota, Fungi, Ascomycota, Sordariomycetes, Diaporthales, Cryphonectriaceae.
AUGACUUCCCGUCUGCGCUCCUUCGUCCUCCUCCCCCUCACCGCCCUCCUGGCUACUGGACCCGCUGCGGCCAACUGCAACCAGUUUCCUCUCAACGUGACGGCCCUGCACACCUUCUCCUAUCCAACGUGGCUCGAGAACCUCGCCAUCCGCAGCAAUGGCGAGAUCCUCACCACACAGCUGGCCCCCUCGCCCGUCCUGUACCAGGUCAACCACCUCACCGGCACCCCCACCACCGUCGCCACCUGGGACGGUACUGAGUGGUACGGCGCGCUGGGCAUCGCCGAGACGACGACCGACGUCUUUUAUGUGAUCCUGUCAGCCUUCUUCGACCAGGACGAUUUCGUCAAGACGAGCGGGGUGAACAGCAUCUUCGAGGUGAACAUGAGCACCUUUGCGCUGGCAGAGGACGGCGUCACGGUCGAGGAGAACGCCACGGUGACGCACCUGACAGACAUUCCGGAGGCGGAUUUCCUGAACGGCAUGGCCACGCUGGAUGACGAGCACAUCUAUGUCGGCGAUGUGUACAGCGGUGUCGUGUAUCUGAUCGACACGACCACGGGAGACUACCAGGUGGCCGUCAACGACACCCUGAUGAAGUUCUCUGUGGACGGUUCGGCGGCCUCCACCAACCUGGGCUCCAACGGGCUCAAGGUUUUCGACGGCUACCUCUACUGGACCAACACGGCGCGCGGCUUCCUGGCUCGCAUCGCCGUCGGCAGCGAUGGCCUGCCCACCGGCGAAUCCGAGAUCGUGGUCGACAACCUGGCCAAGGCAGAUGACUUCCAGUUCCGCAGCGACGGCACUGUCUUUGUCGCCCAGAACCAGCAGGAUACGCUCAGUCUGGCAUAUGGUGCGACGAGCGGGACCGAGGUCACUGCCGUGCCCAUCGCCGGUAACAACAUCUCAACCAUCCUGGCUGGCGUGUCGUCGCCCAAGUUCGGAAGAACCUCGAACGACAGCAACCGCCUGUACCUGUCUACCAGUGGUGCACUGGGACUGCCUAUCAACGGAACUGUGACGGUGGCCGGGACGAUCUCCUACGUCGAUAUCAACUUCUAG